Molecule: messenger RNA, 984 nt
Organism: Neltuma alba
Lineage: Eukaryota; Viridiplantae; Streptophyta; Magnoliopsida; Fabales; Fabaceae
Product: thioredoxin F-type, chloroplastic
Exons: 4
Coding region: 1-738 (245 amino acids)
Source: RefSeq, a predicted model, not a curated record
AUGGGAAGGGAGGAAGAAGAGAGGGAAGGGAAACAUGCAAAAAAUGAGGCUGACGAGAAGACGGGGGCAGCCCUGGCAUUUGUGAUAGGGAGUGCAAAGGAGAGGGGCAACGACGUCUUUUGGGGAAAUGAAGCGGAAAUAGAAAUAGCCGACGCCAGCAGCCACAGAGAGAGCAGAGCAGGAAAGGUGGAUUUCUUCUCCAGCGAGCUAGCUAGCGUGAUCAAAAUCAAAAUGGCUGUAUUGAACCUCAAUCUCUGUCUUCCUCCUAAGCAUCCCGUGAGUGGGGUUGCCUCUUGCGUCUCGUCUCCUCUGCAUACCCUGGUCAUGCCCCGCGCCCCUCGCCUCCCUCGUGUUGCUUCCCCUCUUCCUCUCACCGUUCGCGCCAGCUUCGAUACCGCUUCCGCUACCGUGGGCCAGGUCACCGAGGUUACCAAGGACACCUUCUGGCCCAUUGUUCGUUCCGCCGGUGAUAAGACCGUCGUCCUUGACAUGUAUACUCAAUGGUGUGGUCCUUGCAAAGUUAUGGCUCCCAAAUAUCAAGAAUUGUCCGAGAAGUAUCUUGAUGUUGUCUUUUUGAAACUUGAUUGCAACCAAGAAAACAAGCCCUUGGCAAAAGAGCUUGGAAUCAGAGUGGUUCCAACUUUUAAAAUUCUCAAGGACAGCAAGGUUGUAAAAGAAGUCACUGGGGCCAAAUUUGACGAUUUAGUCUUUGCCAUCGAGAGUGUUAGAUCGAGCUAAAAUAUCUAUCUGUAAAAAUAUGAUAGUGAGUAUUCAUACAAUUGUAAGUUGAAGGGAAGCUUAAGAAACCUAUCCUAAUUCACAGGAAGUGAUGCGGUUAGUAUUCAUGCUGUUUUAACCUCAUCCCAGUUCACAGGGAGUGAUAAUUAACGCUGCCCAUUCUUCCCUAGUUAAGAACUGCUCAUAAUGAUAUGUCAUGGCGUACUUCUUAUUUGCUAUUGAGAAUUCUGAUUCUGGUUUUGUGUA